Molecule: messenger RNA, 420 nt
Organism: Malassezia pachydermatis
Lineage: Eukaryota; Fungi; Basidiomycota; Malasseziomycetes; Malasseziales; Malasseziaceae
Product: ubiquitin-conjugating enzyme e2
Exons: 3
Coding region: 1-420 (139 amino acids)
Biological process (GO): DNA damage tolerance; protein K63-linked ubiquitination
Cellular component (GO): nucleus
Source: RefSeq, a predicted model, not a curated record
AUGACAGUGGUCCCACGAAACUUUCGCUUGCUUGAGGAGCUCGAGAAGGGCGAAAAAGGAUUCGGGAAUGGAUCGUGUUCGUACGGUCUAGCUGAAAAUGACGAUAUUCUGAUGUCGACAUGGAAUGGCACGAUUCUAGGCCCUGCCAACUCUGAGUUUGAAAAUCGCAUUUACUCGUUGCGUUUGGUGUGUGGCGAUUCGUACCCACUUGUGCCACCGGAUAUUUGGUUCCUUACGAAGAUCAACUUGCCAUGCGUGGAUCAGAACGAUGGCAAGGUCAUGCCUCUUCAAUUUGCUCCGCUCGCCAACUGGCGCAGUGAAUACACCAUGGAAAACCUGCUGAGUGAACUUCGUCGGACGAUGGCGCAGCCAUUGAACCGUAAGCUGCCACAGCCACCGGAAGGAGCUACGUAUGCCUAA